GUAAUGCGUAAGAUCACCUCCAGAUGGCAGUCGAGGGUGGCACAUCGCUCAAAAAUAAGACAAAGUAGAGUUGAUUAUUCGUUGUCAUGGUGAUUCGUGGUAGAUACGCUGAAUAUAUUGAUUCAAGCGCAGAAUGUCUGAGACAACAUGUAAAAUCUUUUACAUUUUCCCAAAUGUAGACAAAUAUGAGGGAGAAUGCUAUCGUACAUCAGAUGGUGUGGUGAUCAGGAAAGGGUUUGGCACACAGACGUCAGCCUCUGGAGUUAUAUACAAUGGGGAAUGGGACAAUGAUAAGAUGAAUGGCAGUGGAACUCUGACACAUCCAUCAGGAGCAAUUUACAAAGGUCUAUUUAGAGAUAACAUGUAUCAUGGAAAAGGAACAUACAGAUUUCCUGAUGGGACAGAAUACAAUGGAACCUUCAACUAUAAUAGAUUAGAGGGUGAUGGAGAGUUCACAGAUUCGCAAGGACUUGUGUGGACUGGAGUGUUUCACAACAAAGCAGCACUAGGACUGAAGCUUAAAGUCAACAUGUAGCAUGCACUGAUUUACACAAACACUCUGCAAUUACUACAAUUAAAUUGUUCAUUUACAUGA
Misgurnus anguillicaudatus (oriental weatherfish) is the source of this 595-nucleotide messenger RNA. RefSeq names its product MORN repeat containing 2 (gene morn2). The record is from RefSeq and is a predicted model, not a curated record. Lineage: Eukaryota; Metazoa; Chordata; Actinopteri; Cypriniformes; Cobitidae.